Cydia strobilella is the source of this 2388-nucleotide messenger RNA. RefSeq lists its product as uncharacterized. The transcript is spliced from 8 exons. The record is from RefSeq and is a predicted model, not a curated record. Gene Ontology annotation, molecular function: protein binding. Lineage: Eukaryota; Metazoa; Arthropoda; Insecta; Lepidoptera; Tortricidae. Gene Ontology annotation, cellular component: SCF ubiquitin ligase complex. The coding region runs from base 155 to 1402 and encodes 415 amino acids. Gene Ontology annotation, biological process: SCF-dependent proteasomal ubiquitin-dependent protein catabolic process.
UUUAAGUGAACAUCGGUGAAAUGAUUGAAAUGUCAUGAUUAAGUUUUGGGGUCCUUCAAAAAUCAAACUUUAAAAGUGAUUUAAUUUAAUUCUAAGCAGUAGUUAGUAGCAUUAAGAAAAAAAAUUCUUGAAUUAAAAAGCUUAAUCAACAAAAAUGAUAGAAGCAGAAGUGGCCAAGGAAGGGACGAUUCUGGAUUACCUGAAUGAGGACUGCUGGCGCGCCGUGCUGCAGUACGUGCCGGUGCAGGACCUCAUACGGACAGAGCGCGCCAGCCGCCGGUGGCAGGCGGUGGUGCUGACGUACUUGCAAGGAAUUCGUAUUACAAUUACUGAAAGCGAAAAAACACAUCAUAACACCUGCAGGUUGGAAUCCUCAGAAAACACAAUAAAGUCAUUUGAGAGUUGGACACAAAAACUGGGCACAUCGGUUGUGAGGACUUACUGCAAUCUGCGACUGAGUCUUGAGAGUCUGGCAGUAAUAAAAGAGAAUUGCCCUAACAUAGAAGCCCUUGAGUUGCAGUUUGCAAAUUCUCUUGCAACCGGACAACUGAUCUCACACAAUCUACGUGAAAACUUCAAGUUCGUGCAACAGGUGUCUUUCUCUGAGUGUUCUAUAUCAGACCCAUGUGUCAGCGAAUUUUUGGCAGAUAGAGCCUUACAGCAAUUGGAAUUCUUUUAUUGCCAUGCUGUGACUGGUCUUUGUUUCAAUACUAUAAACUUGUCAAAUUUAAAGUCACUUAAAAUUCACGCUUGUCAUGCCAUGAAGCCAAAAUACAUACUUCCAAUCAUUGACCGCCUCGGCGAGCUUAUGACGCUUGAGGUGGCUUGGGUUCCUAUUGAAUUGCUUGAUGAAAUGCAAUUGGUGAUAGAUAAGAUGUCCAGAUUGGAACGGUUGGAGCUUAUUGACGGGUUACGGAGAAGAUGUAAUUCCUCGGAGCCCAUGAGUCGACUGGCCCGGUUGAAGCACCUCAAGUUAUCGUGUCAACUGGGUGACUAUGACGUGGAAGCCGUGACGAGGGGCUGCCAGGAGUUAACGACUUUGGAUUUGUCAGACUGUCAAGGGUUCACGUCGCGCAGAGUGGAGCAUAUAUGCCGGUACCUGGGCGCGCGCAUCACGCGGCUGUCCCUGGGCAACUUCUGGGAGGCCGAGGAUGACGAUGUGGUGGCUCUCAUCCGCGGCUGCCCCGAGCUCACGUUGUUGUUUGUUGGGGGCGCGGGGUCCCUGACGCCGGCGCUGCCGGCGCGCGCGGCGGCCGCGAGGAGCGCGGUGAGCCCGGGCCGGCGGCUGGUGCUCGACCUCGCCUACACCAACCUCGCCGACGACAGCUACCUGAAAGAAGUAGAAGACCAAUACGAAGAAAUGAAGACGGAGUAUGAAGACUUGACUGUAGUGCUAAAUUAAAAACACUGGAUUAAGAGUCACACAAACUCGGUCCCAAUAAAGUCAAUAAACUGAUACCACAGAAUAAAUAAUCAAUAUACAAGACCAAGUGCAGUGCAGUAUGCGUGUGAGGAUAGUGGUGUCGGAUGGCUUACAGUCUGGCAAAAAAUAAUAGAAUAUAAAAAGUGGCAACACUGUAGUGUCGUCCCUUUCAAAUCAAUCUAAGAAAAACGGGACGACACUACAGUGUUGCCACUUUUUAAUUUCUACUCUUUUUUGCCAGACUGUACGGCGCGGCGGAAUGGGCCAUAAGCCACCCGACACCACUACCCUGUGGCCCAUCUCAGUGGGCCACUAUGAUGGUCCAUCGUGUAGUGGAGCCAUUAACUGAUACGGAUGAAGAAGUUGAAGAAAUGAAGACGGAAUCCCAAGAUGUCCGGGCCGGGGGAUCAAAUCAUAACAAUUUGUUUAUAAGGGAAGGGAAGGGUCAUUCCACCUGUCAAAUUUGUAUUUGCGUCACACAUUUUGCUUAGUGAGAGAGUGAGACGAACGGAAUAUUAUAAUAUUAAAAUAUUUUCAUAGAAAGUAAUUUAAGAGUCCCCGGCAAGCUCGGCCGAAUUUCACCUUUCCAUACAAGCGGAGUUUCGUUCUCAUUUUAAAACUACGUGUUGGAUUGUAAUGAAUCUUUGCACAUACGAUGACAUGAGGUAUAUGUAGAUCUGUAAUUAGUUUAUAUAGCUCCAGUUUAUAAAACAAACGAAAUAGAGCAAAAAUUAAUUUUGUAUGAAAAAGUACAGGACAGGACUAGAUAUACCGUAUCCUAUUGUAAGUUUCAGAGCAAUCUAGCUAGUCGUUUUAAAAUGAGAGCGUUUGUAUGGAGAACCGAGCUUGCCGGGAACUCUUUAAGGAAUAUUAUAUAGUAGGCCGUAGGACGCGCCACUAGCACAAACAGAGGGCCUACCGCGAAUCACGAAAUUUCAUUAUCUGCCUCUCUAUGACUUGCACAU